Papaver somniferum (opium poppy) is the source of this 1253-nucleotide messenger RNA. RefSeq names its product 50S ribosomal protein L25-like. Bases 87 to 881 code for a protein of 264 amino acids. The record is from RefSeq and is a predicted model, not a curated record. Gene Ontology annotation, biological process: translation. Gene Ontology annotation, cellular component: cytosolic large ribosomal subunit; ribosome. NCBI's taxonomy places the organism in Eukaryota, Viridiplantae, Streptophyta, Magnoliopsida, Ranunculales, Papaveraceae. The transcript has 3 exons. Gene Ontology annotation, molecular function: structural constituent of ribosome; 5S rRNA binding.
UUUCCUCCUCUUGCAGGAUUUCCCCCCCAAACACCAUCAACAAAAAUCACCCAAAACCCUAAUCAGAAAACCACCACCACAUCCAAAUGUGGAUAUCGCGUUCAUCACGACUCACUAAAACCCUAAACCUCCGAUUCUAUUCUCAAUCUUCAGCAGCAGCAGCAGUUUUACCUCAAGAACCAGAAAUUGUUGUAACCCCAAAACCUCAAUUAUAUACAUAUUUAGAUGAUUUACCAAAACCCAAUCCUAAAUACUCAGAAACAAUCAUAGCAAUCCCUAGAACUGAUUCUGGUAAAAGUAUAGCUGCUAAAGAAAGAAGAGAUGGUAGAGUACCGAGUAUUUUGUUUGAACAAGAGAAAGGUGAAGAAGGUGGUAAUAAAAGAUUGAUUUCAAUAAGAAAUAAUCAGAUUAAGAAACUUGUGAAUCAUUUGGGGAGGUCAAUGUUUGAGUCUAGAUUGUUUGAUCUUGAAGUUAAAUCUGAUUUUGAAUCCGAUGAAAUUAUUGAGAAAGUGAGGGUUUUGCCUCGUCAGCUUCAUCUCGAUGCGGGAACUGAUGCAGUACUUAAUGUCACCUUCCUAAGAGCCCCUUCAAAUGCUCUAUUGAAGAUUAAUGUUCCUCUGGUUUUUAUAGGAGAAGAUGUUUCUCCUGGAUUAAGAAAAGGGGCUUAUUUGAAUACCAUGAGAAGGCACGUUAAGUACCUGUGUCCCGCAGACAUUGUCCCACCAUAUAUUGAAGUUGAUCUGAGUGAGUUGGAUGUGGGCAAGAAGAUAAUAGCCAAAGACCUCAAGGUUCAUCCAGCACUGAAACUUCUUGUACAAGAAGAUGAACCUAUCUGUAAGAUUAAAGGCGCUAGAAUGGAACAAAAGAAGGGAAACAAAUGAGUACUUCUUCUUCAGAAAAUAGUGGGAGAUUCUCUUGAUCGAAAUUUCUCUUCCCUUCUCAGAAAAAGGAGGAUGAAUUUGACAAUGGCGAUCACAGGGUUAGCAAUCACGUUCACAUGAUUGUUUGCAUGUCAGAUAUACGGACUGAAUCCUAUUUCGCAAAGCCAAUUGUGUACCCUUUUUUGUUCUAAGAUACUACUUUUGAGAUUAAUAACCAGUGUUGGAGAGUUAGACGAAUAGAGUGGGAGUAAUAUUUUGUUCGAUCUAGCAUGUGUUCUGCUUUUAUUGUUACUGUAAUGCUGCUUCUUACUAUCAAUUGCAUAUCAUUCCUGGAAUUUAUCUUUUAGUGGGUGUGAUUCUGCUUUUGCACCA